Messenger RNA from Erythranthe guttata (spotted monkey flower), 2128 nucleotides. Its product is annotated as cyclin-T1-3. Gene Ontology annotation, biological process: regulation of transcription by RNA polymerase II. The record is from RefSeq and is a predicted model, not a curated record. NCBI's taxonomy places the organism in Eukaryota, Viridiplantae, Streptophyta, Magnoliopsida, Lamiales, Phrymaceae. Gene Ontology annotation, molecular function: cyclin-dependent protein serine/threonine kinase regulator activity.
UUGGGCCAAUUUUAUCCAAACAAAUAGUGUACGAAGAACAGUAGGAUUUGGAUCCGGGUCAAAAUACGGGUGAUAUUGUUUUAUAAUGAAAUGUCAAUAUUACCCUUGAACAAACUAAGACACGUCGACAGACGUACUAUUCAUUAUUUAAUUUGAACCCGUAUCUUUUUCUGCACUCCUUUUCCUUUUGCCUUUCGCAUUAUUGGUGAAAGAGUUAAGAGAGGGGUGCUCGCAAUUUGCUACACAACCAACUGGACAAUGGUGCCCUCGAGGUGUUUGAAGGAGAUACCGUCGAAGGGUUUCCAGUGUUGUUAACUUGAGAGAUCCCAUCCAUUACUCAUCAUCAAAUUUUGGUGGGACAAAAGAGUUGCACAUUGCUAGUAUGUUGUCCAUUGAGCGUUCUCAUCAUAGAUCACAUGAAGGAGAUAUUAAGGUUUCUCCAGACAAUCAAGAAGAUGACGGUGGGCAUUGGUAUUUUUCUAAGAAGGAAAUAGAGGAAAAUUCACCUUCAAGACAAGAUGGCAUUGAUUUGAAGAAAGAGACUUCUAUGCGGAACUCAUACUGCAAGCAUUUACAAGAUCUGGGGAUGAAGCUGCAAGUGCCUCAGGUGACGAUUGCGACAGCAAUGAUAUUUUGUCACCGUUUCUUCAUUUAUCAGUCUCAUGCCAAGAAUGAUAGGAAGACUAUUGCCACAGUAUGUAUGUUCCUUGCGGGUAAAGUUGAAGAGACUCCCCGUCCUUUGAAGAAUGUCAUACUAACGUCGUAUGAACUUAUUCACAAAAAGGAUGCAAAAGCUGUCCAAAAGAUCAAGCAAAAGGAGGUAUACGAACAACAAAAAGAACUUAUCUUGAUCGGAGAAAAAAUGGUGCUUGCAACUCUUGCUUUUGACCUUAAUGUACUCCAUCCAUAUAAACCUCUUGUCGAGGCAAUUAAGAAAUUUAAGGUUGCCCAGAAUGCACUCGCUCAAGUUGCCUGGAAUUUUGUGAAUGAUGGGCUCAGGACAUCACUCUGUUUGCAAUUCAAGCCCCACCACAUUGCCGCCGGUGCUAUUUUCCUUGCCGCCAAGUUCUUGAAAGUGAAGCUCCCAUCAGACGGCGAUAAGGUUUGGUGGCAGGAGUUUGAUGUCACCCCACGUCAAUUGGAGGUGGUUAGUAAUCAGAUGUUGGAAUUGUAUGAACAAAAUAGAGUGCCGCCAUCUCAGACAACUAAAGCCGAAGGUGGUGGAGGCAGUCAAAGGCCUCCUUCAAAGGGUGGUCAUAAAGAACAUUUGGCUAAUGACAGCUGUUCCCGUGGUGGAGCUCCUUCUAAGACACUACCCUCCAAGCAUUCUGACAAUCAUAACGGACCUUGUGAAGUGACUCAAACACGAACUUCUGACUAUGAAACAACAUCUGAAACAAAUUACGAGAUAGGAGACAGUGAAAUUAACAGCACAGAGCACCAUCAAGGACAAACACUGUCGGAUAAACAUAAUGGUAGAAAUUUGUCCCACAAAGACGACACGGUUGUGAAGUCACCUCAAAAGAUUGACAGAGAAAAGCUCAAAGCAGCGUAUGAACGGAGAAAGGCAUCUGGAGACAAAAUACCUCAGAAAAUGGAACCUUUGGACGAGCUCGAGUGGGAACUAGAGGAUGUUGAAUUGCCUGAGAAAAUUAAGCCUGAAAUGAAACAAAGCCGAUCUAAACACAUGAAAUACGAGAGUGAGAUUAGAGAAGAAGAAGAAGAAGGGGAAGUUGAGCCUUUUGAUGAUGAUGAUGGCAGGGGAUAUAUAUCACCUAGAUCAAGUAUUCGCAAGAGGAAAGCUGAGCAGCAAAAUGACCAUGAAAGGGAGCACAAAAAGCACAUCCAAGAGAAUCAUUUGUGACAUGUUUUCAGUGAUUGCUUGACCAUUUUUGUUUGCACGUUUUACCACGCGAUGAAUGCUUACGUCAACUUUAUUUAUCAAAGAAAUGUAAGCCGCCCGUAGUAUGGGAUAUAUAUUUAUAUUUUUCAGGAUCAAUGUAUAAUGAUUGUGGAGGUUGUUAUUAGGAGGUCGUAAUAUAAGGCAAAAAGAAACGAUCAGUUUCACUAACUGAAAUUAUUGUUCUCCAGUUGUUUCUGUUCAUUUAUUUUAUUUAUUUUUCUCCCA